Messenger RNA from Dracunculus medinensis (Guinea worm), 654 nucleotides. The record is from the annotation of a GenBank genome assembly. Lineage: Eukaryota; Metazoa; Nematoda; Chromadorea; Rhabditida; Dracunculidae.
AUGGGGCGAACGAAAGGUACAAAAGGAUCGGAAGCUGGUAAUUUAUCGGUGAGUAAAAGAGGUACAAAGGGUCGAGGUAAAGAUCAAAAUAGUUCGAUUAAUAAGACUGGUUUUGAUGGUUCUAUGUCAGCGCCAUGGCGAAAAACUGUUUCCAUAUUUAAACAACCUGUCACUCUUGUACAUACCUCAAAACGUGACUCAAAAAUAUGUAAAGGUGAAGAAGCACAAGCACGUCGUAGUGGUGGAAAUGGAAAGAAAGAGAAACCAUUGCAGUUGUUUUGGUCGAAAAGAUUAGAAGGAAUUCGCGCGAUGGUACCAUUGGAUACAUUCGAUCGAUUCAGUGGUGAAAAAACUGAGUACAUUUCAAGUGGAUUAGAAUUGGCAAAUAAAAUUGAACCAGCUUUAUCGGUUAUUGCCGAAGAUUCUGCAUCGGCAUCACUUUUUUCAGUUUUAAACUCAUUUACAACUUCGACAAUAGUUGGACAAGAGGCUUCGAGGAAGGAAUUAGACUCAAAUCCUUGGAUUAACACUAACGCUGAACAGCCCUUCAUCAAGCCAUAUGAAAUAAAAGAAAAGGAUAUUCAAUCACAAGAAGAACGAGUAUUAUUACAACGAAGGCGACUACAAGAGGCUCGUAAACUUCUUGGAUCUUAA